AAAUGAGUUAGACCGGGCUAGUACUAUCCUUGACCCCUCUCUUGAUUUAUCCACAAAUAUUCAAAUCCACAAAUCUAAACAUGAGUUCUGACACCCAGGAUGGCGUCCCCAAAUCGGUGAAGGAGAUAUGGGAGAAGACGAUACUCAGAUUCCAGGAACGCACUGGCUUCGCGCUCGAUUCUACGCCAAAGUCGCCCGAUGAUCUACGAAAAACCCUCAACGUGUAUUAUGACCAGCAGACGGAUGAUGAGCAGGCGAUUAAAGCCAAAGAGAUGGGUCUUAAGAUAGUAUCAUGUAUCCAGAUUCUAGGUGACUUUGCGGCGCAAGGAGCCUCCGGGGUGUUCGCACCAGCCUCACUCUGUUUCAAGGCCCUGUCUUGUCUUCUUGACAUCCCAAAGAAGAUCCACAAGUUCCAUGGAGAGAUCAACUUAAUUUUUGCUGAAAUCGGGCCAGCAAUCGCCCAAUUCAGGAUAUACCAGCGCAUGGACGAAAAUACUGGCGUCGAUGAGUCCUUGCGAGCCUGUAUCUACGAAGUUAUGGUGAGCUUCAUAGAUAUAUGUGCAAAUUGGAUAAAUGUUCACAAGGAAGGUAAAUGGAAGAGUUUGAAACAUAAUACGAUAAAAAUCUUGCUAGACGAUGGAUCUGUGCAAACGGAGAUUGAUAAUUUCAAACAGCUCACCAAACGCCAACUCGAUAUCCAGGCCACUCUGACCUUAGAGGCCGCAAUCGACACGAAAGAGUAUGUCAACUAUAUUAAAACCACGACUGUCGAGAUUGAAACGAGUACAAAAGCCAUCAAGACGGAUGUCUCCAGUCUCGUUGAGGCAGAUCAAAAGCGAGGUUUGGAUGAAACUCGAAAACAGCAUUUGACUAGUAUCAGAACAAAACUGGGAAUUAGCGAUGAGCAAUUGGCGAAUGUGAAUGACCUGCGCGACAAUAUGUGGAAAAACUCCAUCGAGAAUGGAGGGAAAUGGUUAAACGACCUUGAUCAAUACAGCCAAUGGGUCGAGAGAAACACCGCGGAAAAUCUACUCUUAGUGACCGGUGAUCCUGGAACUGGAAAGUCAUACUUAGUCUCUGCCAUUGCUCGAGAUAUCAAAUCCCAGGACUUGACCUCAACUUCCAAAGCUGAGCGAAGCUUGAUUGGUUAUUACUCUUUUUCGCUCGCCGCAAAAGAAAACAAUCGUCGGCCAGAAACGGCAGUGAAGAUCAUUUGCACACAAUUGGCAGAGCAAGAAUUUGUCUAUGCCAAGAAUGUGGCUGCUAUUUGUGGAGAGAAAGAAGACAAGUUCUUCAGGGAUGCUGAUUGCCUGCGCCUUUGGACGACUCUUGGCAUUGACUCUCCGGUGAAAAAUACAACCCAUUACAUUAUAUUAGAUUCAGUUAGUAGCUUGGAUGCUGCGGAGCUUGAGCAGCUGAUGUUGGCACUUCAGUACAAGCCACUUCUUUCCGCUGAAGACAAUGAUAAUCGAGUUCGAAUUCUUGCCAGCGGUGAACCCAAAUCGUUUCUACCAGACAGUGCCGAUGUGAAACCCGUUCCUACCAUUGAUAUUACACAGUAUAAUAGCGAUGAUAUUAGAAUAUUCAUUGGGAACGAAUUGAGGAAAGCAGAUCUUUUCCAGGGAGAAGAUGAAGACUCGAAGCGACUGAGUGAGACCGUCCAAGAAAGACUUCUAACGAGAUCAAAUAGCAGCUAUUUGACAGUUCGGCAAGACCUGGAGAAGGUCAAAGAAAUAAGCAGCUCUGGUGGUACAGAGGAAGAGCUGAAUCAAGUCUUACUGGAGUCCAGCGCUGAUGUAAAGGAAUUGGUUCGAUCCGAUAUCGAGACUCUCGAAACAGUACUCAAGCCGAGAGAGAUUGAAGAAAUCAAUCAACUGCUUAUCUGGGUCGUUGCAGGAUACGCAUGGCUUAAUAUCGAGCACCUCACAGCUGCUCUGUUUCUCCAUUUCAACACAGUGUCUCUUCAGCCGCUUAUUCAAAAAAUAACCGGCAAGUACUCCAAGAUAUUUACCUUGAUAUACAGCGAUGAUUGUCUAGCUCUCAAGGACUAUGUAGAGGAACACGUUGUUACAAAAAGGAAAAAACCCAGAGAGUCUGUUGACGACCCGAAGAUUAAUGCCACUAUUACAAUCUCCAACGCGAAUAUGAAGUCAGUACAGCGAUUUCUCUGGGAUUUGAAUAAUCACAUUUUCAGCCAGGAGUUCUCAUUUCAAUCCGGAUCAGAACUUAAUGAGUCCUUUCACGGUAAGAUACAGCUGAACCGAGUUGAUGCCCACUUAGCGAUUAUCAAACAGGCAUUUGGAUUCCUCCGCGAUCCAUCGGUAGACCACAGAGGGAAGUCAAUAGGACUGUAUCUGAUGGCAUAUAUUCCAAAACAUCUGCGGUUUUUGUACAAUGUGAGCGGCUUUGACAAGCUCCAAGAGGGAGACAAACAGUAUAUUGGGACAUGUGUCAAUGAGAUGUUCUCAGUCGGAGACUGGAUUGAGAAUAACUGGGAAUAUCGAUCGUGGGCCACAUGGUACCAAGAACGUGAAUCCAUUGCUAUCUGUUGGAAAUGGUUAGAUGACGAAGAGGCAAUUAGUCGUCUUGGACCUCGCGACAAGAGAUGGCUGGACGACAUCAAGAAAGAGGAAGACCGGAAUCAAGCCCUGUUGACUCCAAUCAUGACUACAGUUGCACGACACUGGCUGCAGCGUGAUGACUGGGAUGUGCUAGACGCAUGCAAAUGGAUUCGCGGCUUUCUAGAAAUGAGUGAAGCAGAAUCAAGUUCCGAAUCCGGAAGUGAGACGGUAUCAUCGGGGGCUUCAAUCACCACCAAGGGCCACAGUGAGGAUGGCAGCGAUGAUGGUAGUAUUACUAGUGAUGACGGUGACUCUGGAGAUGACAGCGAUGACAGCAAUGAUAGCAGUGAUAACGAUGAUAGUGACGAUAACGAAGAUAGCGAUGAUAGCUCCUCUGUUUCCACAACAUCCGACAAAAGUACCGCUAAUAAAAGUGAGGGUGUAACGAUACAAAGGGCUGCGGAAUGGUGUAAAAAUGCUCUAGAUGUGAAGGAAGUUGAUUAUACCUGGUGUAUCAGGUUGGGGACCACGUUUUCGCGCAGCUCCGAACCACUUCUUGCCAUUGAACAGUAUGAGCAGGCAGCCAGUAUUCUACAAGCACAGGAUCCAAUUAAUAAGGAGAAACUAUGUUAUGUCUUCACAACCCUUGGUGAAUGGUCGACUAGUGUAGAGACUGCGCUAGGCUACUACAAGAAAGCAGAGGAGCAAGAUCCGUGCAACGUGGAAAUUAUGCAUGCAAUUCUUAAACGAUAUAUUUCGGCUAAUAAAAUAGACGAGGCACGACUUAUUAUCCAAAAGGUUUUGACUGAGAAGACACCAAAUUCGGAAUCAACGGUGCUCAGUGCCCUUCUUAAGUCUGUCAUGAAAGAUACGAAUGAAAAGAAUAGUCUCUCCAUGGUUCUGGCUAUCAUCUCAUUGACUGUGCCCUCCCCCGAAUGGAGUGCCGUCGUCCAGGUUGAAAUAGAGAGAGCAAUUGAGAGUGCUCGAGAAGAGCAGAAAACAGAUGAACUUGCGGCGUUACUCUUUCACCUAGGUAUUGCAGCAUACUAUUUCCGCAAGAAUGACUCUCGAGAAGAACUAGCAAAGGCCGUGGGUAAUUGGCGCGAAUGUCUGGUUACCCUGCGUGAGAAGGUUGAGGUAAAUGAUCGAAGCCGUCUCAAACUCGUUGAGCAAAAUAGCAUUCACUACCUGAGCAUGGUUUAUCUUGAACAGCCUCAAGAGGUUCCUGAGGACGUUUUCCAGGAUGACCAGGUUAUUCCAACUACGAAAUAUGCGCUUGCGUCGCACUAUACAUCUACCGGCAAAAAGGAUGAAGCACAAAAUCUUUUACGUUCUGAAAUGGUAGCGGCCUUCAACAUUCUUUGUGAUGAUGAUGUCAGCAAUGAUGGGCUUGGAUACUCGAUGCUUCUCAGUAUUCUGAACCAUACUGGAGACUACGAAAAUUCCUUUAGGGCAAGUCUACUACUACCCAAAUGGAAAUUUGAUCAAGAAGUGUUGCAAGCACUCCUUACUUCUGAGGACGCAUCGUUAAAUGACGCUUCUGCGAAGAUACUUGAGUUCUACCAAAGUAACUGCCUGAACAGUGCUGACCAGCGGGGUAAUUUCGACAAGGUGUUGAAUGAAGCCAAAAGGCUGUCAGGGGAAGCGACCGGUGGGGACAGUGAAAACGAUUCUGCCUAUAAGACGAUCUUUUCUAUCCUUGAACAGCUUCUUACUUCGUGUGAUCACUCAUUCUGGUGCGACAACUGCGGUCAGCAAUGGGACUAUGAGAACUCUCUUCAUGUGUGCAAGAAGUGCUACAAAAUGGACCUCUGCGAUGGCUGCUGGAACAAAAUUCGAUCGACAGAGCCGACAGUCUUCGUAUGCAGCAGAUCACACGACUGGUGGGAACAAGAAAUGUGGACUAUGGAGCGGUAUAUCCAUAGUUGUAAGAAACUAGUAUCCAUGACAUCUAGAGAUGGCAGUAUUGAACUUAUCACAGUAUCAAAAUGGCUUGGUAUUCUGUGUGAGCAAUGGGGGCUGUCCAAGGCGGAUUGGAAGUUUGAGUAAUCAUUCUCCCCACUGAGAUAGUAUCUCAAUGUUUCUGAGGCAAACAAGCGGUCACGAGUACCUAGGUGCUCAUUGAUUGGAUGGGACGCAGGUCCACAAUAUUUAACCCUAACCAACUAGGAACAUUAAAGCUGUUGGAUUUAGCGUGGUAAUUUUACCCUGCGUUACAUGGUUGAAAAUUCUUGGAACGAAUUGCAAAUUCUUGAUAAUUCCAAUGGUUCUCUGUAAUUGAAAAACUUGCACCCAAUUUACUAAGAGAGAUAUCCUCAGUUUUAAAGAUUUCAAACCCCUCAUUAUUACAAAUAUCUACGUCUAAUUGAUCAAAUAUUCGCCUAGUCGAAGUUGACUCGACAUUCAACCAGAGCCUUCCAAAAUUAGC
Messenger RNA from Talaromyces proteolyticus, 4989 nucleotides. RefSeq lists its product as uncharacterized. The record is from RefSeq and is a predicted model, not a curated record. Gene Ontology annotation, molecular function: protein binding. Bases 81 to 4610 code for a protein of 1509 amino acids. NCBI's taxonomy places the organism in Eukaryota, Fungi, Ascomycota, Eurotiomycetes, Eurotiales, Trichocomaceae. The transcript has 4 exons.